UGCGUGUGUGUGCGUGAGUGUGUGUGUGCGUGUGUAUGUGUAUGUGUAUGUGUAUGUGUAUGUGUAUGUGUAUGCGUGUAUGCGUGUAUGCGUGUAUGCGUGUAUGCGUGUAUGCGUGUAUGCGUGUAUGCGUGUAUGCGUGUAUGCGUGUAUGCGUGUAUGCGUGUAUGCGUGUAUGCGUGUAUGCGUGUAUGCGUGUAUGCGUGUAUGCGUGUAUGCGUGUAUGCGUGUAUG
Messenger RNA from Phycomyces blakesleeanus NRRL 1555(-), 234 nucleotides. RefSeq lists its product as hypothetical. The transcript has a single exon. The annotation marks the transcript as partial. The record is from RefSeq and is a predicted model, not a curated record. Lineage: Eukaryota; Fungi; Mucoromycota; Mucoromycetes; Mucorales; Phycomycetaceae.